This is a messenger RNA of Lates calcarifer (barramundi perch), 2515 nucleotides long. It is a transcript of the gene gtpbp4, whose product is annotated as GTP binding protein 4. The record is from RefSeq and is a predicted model, not a curated record. Gene Ontology annotation, molecular function: RNA binding; GTPase activity; GTP binding. The transcript has 17 exons. Gene Ontology annotation, cellular component: nucleolus. Gene Ontology annotation, biological process: ribosomal large subunit biogenesis. NCBI's taxonomy places the organism in Eukaryota, Metazoa, Chordata, Actinopteri, Centropomidae. Bases 95 to 2002 code for a protein of 635 amino acids.
CACUAAAGCGUUCUCUGCGCCGUUUCCGGUCGUGACGUAACACGGAGCGUUCCUUUCCCCGUGCCGUCAGCGGACCCCAACGUGUCCCGACAAAAUGGCACUUUAUAAUUUCAAGAAGAUUAUGGUGGUUCCCACCGCAAAGGAUUUCAUCGACAUCACUUUAUCCAAAACUCAAAGGAAGACGCCGACGGUGAUACACAAGCAUUACCAGAUCCACCGUAUCCGACACUUUUACAUGCGAAAGGUGAAGUUUACCCAGCAGAACUACCACGACCGCCUCACGCAGAUCCUCACCGACUUCCCCAAGCUCGACGACAUCCAUCCGUUCUACGCUGAUCUGAUGAACGUGCUGUACGACAAAGACCAUUACAAACUGGCCUUAGGACAGAUCAACAUCGCCAAGAAUCUGAUCGAUAACGUUGCCAAAGACUACGUGCGUCUGAUGAAAUAUGGAGAUUCUCUGUAUCGGUGUAAACAGCUGAAGAGAGCUGCUCUCGGUCGAAUGUGCACCAUCCUGAAAAGGCAGAAGUCGAGUCUGGAGUAUCUGGAGCAAGUGCGUCAGCAUCUGUCCCGUUUGCCGACCAUCGACCCCAACACCAGGACUCUGCUUCUGUGCGGUUACCCCAACGUCGGCAAGUCCAGUUUCAUCAACAAGGUGACCAGAGCAGAUGUUGAUGUGCAGCCUUACGCUUUCACCACCAAGUCUCUGUUUGUGGGUCACAUGGACUACAGAUACCUGCGCUGGCAGGUGGUGGACACCCCCGGUAUCCUGGACCACCCCCUGGAGGAGAGGAACACCAUCGAGAUGCAGGCCAUCACGGCUCUGGCUCACCUGCGAGCGGCGGUUCUUUACGUCAUGGACAUUUCUGAGCAGUGCGGUCACACCCUGCAGGAGCAGCUGGAGCUGUUCAACAGCAUCCGACCGCUGUUCGCCAACAAGCCGCUCAUCAUCGUGGCCAACAAAUGUGACGUAAAGAAGAUCAACGAGCUGUCGGAGGAGAAUCAGAAAAUCUUUGCAGACCUCUCUGCCCAGGGAAUCUCUGUGACGGAGACCAGCACCCUGACCGAGGAGGGAGUCAUGCAGGUUAAAACCGAGGCUUGUGACUGGCUCCUCGCCCAUCGUGUCGACACCAAGAUGAAGGGCAAGAAGGUCCAUGAUGUUCUCAACCGGCUCCACCUGGCCAUGCCCGCCAAGAGAGACGAUAAGGAGAGGCCUCCGUUCAUCCCAGAGGGAGCCUUGAUGCGCAAGAAAGCGAUGGAGGUGGACGCACCCAAACGCAAACUGGAGAAAGAUCUGGAGAUGGAGCUGGGUGACGACUACGUUCUGGAUCUGCAGAAAUACUGGGACCUGAUGAACGAGGACGAGAGGCACGAUAAGAUCCCUGAGGUCUGGGAGGGACACAACAUCGCAGAUUACAUCGAUCCUGACAUCAUGAAGAAACUGGAGGAGCUGGAGAACGAGGAGGAGCUGAAGGAGCGAGCCGGAGAGUACGACUCGGACGACGAGAGCGAGGACGAGGAGAUGCAGGAGAUCCGCGUCCUGGCCAAACAGAUCCGCGAGAAGAAGCAGCUCAUGGUCGCCAAGUCGAAGGAGAAGGACGUGCACGGGCCUCGCAUGCCCAGGACCACCACCAAGGUUGAAAGGAAGAAGCUAGAGAAGGAGAUGAGCGACCUCGGCCUGGACAUGAACGACAAGGACGAGAGCCACUACGCCCAGCAGGCCCGACGGUCCCGCAGCGUCGCCAAGAAACGUAAGCGUGAAGCUUCUUCAGCCCCUCCCACCUCCAAAACCCGCAGCCAGAGCGCCUCCCGUCCGCCACGAGACCAGUCCGGUUUGAGAGAUCCUAAGAUGGCAAAGAAGGCAAAGAAGAUGAUGAAGAACUCCCAGAAAGGCAUGAACCGCCAGGGCAAGAAGGGAGAGUCCGACAGACACGUGUUUGACCUGAAACCCAAACACCUCCUGGCCGGGAAGAGGAAGUCAGGCACCACCGACCGCAGAUAAAACUGCUUUCUCUGGACUGUUCAGACCUCUGCACCCUUUUUGUCUGUGUGGAGAUGUGUCUUUAUCCUGUACGUUUUCCCCAGCAGUGAAGAGAACAUCAAAUAUCUUCCCUGGUAUUUAGUAUAAAAUAAAGCUGCUGGGGAAAAUGCACCAGCCCAUUUAAAUGAUUAGUAAUUAUAAUGAUAGUGUCUUUUAUUCGUCAGCUCUCUUGAGUUUUUGCUCACAAAAUUAAAACAUGCAGAAAACAACUAUAUGGAAAAGCAGAGACUGAAGAACUUGGACCCUGGUUCACAGUGAAUGUGUGAGAUAUUAUUCAGCUGAUAAACUGAUUUGUACACAGUUUCACCAGUUUUUCUCUUGGCAGUCGCGUCAAGUGAACUUUCUGCCUUCCAGUUUGUUUGUGGCUCAGGAAAUGUUGGGUUUACUUUGGAUAAAGUGAUGAUUCCUUUACAAGCCUCAACUUCAGAAAUAUUCAUUAACAAGGAAGCUAAAUAAAUAUACACCUGAACUAAA